Molecule: messenger RNA, 339 nt
Organism: Parnassius apollo (apollo)
Lineage: Eukaryota; Metazoa; Arthropoda; Insecta; Lepidoptera; Papilionidae
Source: the annotation of a GenBank genome assembly
AUGAGCAAAGCAGUUAAAAUACUUCCGAAACUAGAUCAGACCAAAAUAAAAUUGGAUUUGCACACUGCUGUAUCACAAGCUGAAAUAAGGAAACUUCAGACACAAGCACAAAUUUUUAGAACACCAAUUAAUGUGACUCACCAGAUAGUUACUCGGCCACAACAACCGCUGCCACUCCAGCUACCCAUUCAACAUGACAUGAUGACAUUUCCAGCAGUCCCAGCUACACCAACUCUCGACAACAUUAACUCUCAACAAUCGGCCUCAACACUUUAUAAUUUUGAAGAAGAUAACAUCUCAUCAUAUUAUAGCAAUGCAGACUUUUCUGAUGAUAACUGA